This is a messenger RNA of Colletotrichum scovillei, 3620 nucleotides long. Its product is annotated as R3H domain-containing protein. The coding region runs from base 1053 to 3461 and encodes 802 amino acids. Lineage: Eukaryota; Fungi; Ascomycota; Sordariomycetes; Glomerellales; Glomerellaceae. The record is from RefSeq and is a predicted model, not a curated record. Gene Ontology annotation, molecular function: nucleic acid binding. Gene Ontology annotation, biological process: galactose metabolic process. The transcript has 6 exons.
GAGACCUGCUUGAUGGUCAUCAGAAUUCCCGUAUUCCAUUCCCAAUCAUACCCGACUCUUCAGCCUGACGUCCCACAAGACGUUGCGGAGGGGAUGGCAGCCGUCUGACACCACUUUCAUCGACUUGAGACCGUGGUCCGCUCGAUUGGGAGUUGCCAACACUGAAGCUUCUCGCUAAGGUUCUAUACUACGUCUCUGCGACCGGAGAUACCUCGCAACUGAGGGAACAGAGAGAGAGAGAGAUUGAGAGAGAGUGUGUGUAUGUGUGAGAGGGCCUCACGCAACACGAGUGUGAGAUUGAGACACAACGUUGUCAUCGGAUUACGGAUAUCGGUACCUAUUGAACCUAACUAGCGAGUGAGGAGUGCGUGAGUGACUGAUCUCGCACUGCAAGUUACCCGGGGUGAACAAGAGCUGAGAAGUCGUUGGCUCUGUUCUCCAGUUUCCCCAUCCUCUUUUUUCCCUUUGCAGCGCAAUCCCAAAAACCCACACCACAGCUCUGCCAAUUCCCUCCCACUACCUUAAACCAUCGUCUGCACCACACCACACCACCCACACCACACCCCUCUCCCCCAAGCCCGUGACGGACUAUCCGCCUCGCAGGCCGCCAAAAUUUCACGUCGCCUCGUCUCAACCGCUGCGCGCCUAUCUACCAGCUACCUGCAACCAAACCUUUCCCACAACCACUGACGGAUAGUCACUCAGGCGCACAUCUAUUCGACAACGAAACACGCAACGGACAACUCCCAUUUCUCCCCUGCGACGAGAAACUGGGUCCAUCAUUCACCCAACAUUCAGGAAUACAAAAGCUACGAUGACGACCUUGUCCCGACGAUGAUCCACGGUAUUUCUUCCUCUGCAGGCUCGCCUUGAUCCAGUUUGUUCCUUGCUUUCGGACCUCGUCUUUAAUCCUUUUUCGACCCGAUCUCUUAUUUCGUCUCAUCGCGCGCCUACCAUUCUACCUGCGCGAAGCUACUUCAUUGGACGACUUUCAUUUCCAUCUCACUGCCCACGGCUGAAGCUGGGCCAUCCUCCAAACCUCUUCUCUGGCUAUGGCUACAGCCCAGAUGUCAUCUGACAUUCCUAAGCCAUCUUUCGCAAAGGUCGCUGCAUCGGCAUCAAAAGAUUCCCAACCCGUCACUACCGUCAGACCAGUUGCUGCGCCAGCUCAAGCCCGUCCCAGCCAAGCUUCUCCUACCGGGGCUGCCUCUAUACCCGCAUCUGCCACCUCAGACGCAGUUGAUACUCGCCAAUCCGCAAUCAUGAACUCCACGAAGUCUGCGCCGACUGUCGCUAAGCGCGAGCCCACCCUGUCCAAGAAGCCCGAAGCGACCGGUGCCGUAUUGGAUGGAUUGAAGGAUUUGAGCAUUGGGCAACCGACACCGAGCCUCGUUGUGAACGGAACAGGCUCUUCGUACGCUGAGCGAUCAAAAUCUAUAACCAAGGAUGGGUCGGACGACUCCCAGAGAGCUGACUCUAGCUCGGAGCUCGGUACCAAGCCUCCCAGUCUGGACGGAAAGAGUAUCACGUCGGGAACGACCUUUGCGCUGGACGAGAAGGAAUCCCUGAGGCCAGAUGACAGUGCCAGCGUCAAAGCCGCCGCUGCCGAGGACGACGAUUCCUUCUCAUUCCGAGGGCCAAAUCUACCAAACUCCAGAAUGGGUUCCGACAUUGCGGCGCGUGCUAGAGGCAUCAUCCAGCUUGGCGACAUGCCCGAUCGCCGUCUAGCCCAACCUAUCUCCGGCUCCUUGAGCCAAGGCAUGAUCACACCGCAGAGUGCUUCGUCAGAUCAACCACAGAUGCCCAUCCCUAACGCUCUGUCUGCUAAUCUCCCCGACUCUGCCAAUCUUUUGAAUACCAUUUACGGACAGGCACCGGAUGAAAAACUCUUGGAGGCUAUGGCUUCCCCGAAGGAUCGGCUGUUUCUAUUGCGAUUGGAGGCCGAAUUGAUCAAAUUUGUUCAAAAUUCCAAAGACCCGUACAUGGACUUCCCGCCUUCAAAUUCAUUUUGUAGGAUGCUCACACAUAAGCUGGCUGACUACUACCGCAUGACGCACCAGUAUGAAGCUCGUGUGGGAUCUGUCCGAAUCUUCAGAACCCCUUACGCCAGAGUACCUGAGUCGCUUGCUAGUAUCGCUGCUCCGGAAACCAAUGCCGAAACGCCUCCUCCUCCAGCGGUCCUGCCUCGGAAGAUCAUGCGACGUGGGGAGGAUGGGGAAUUCGGUAGCAACAGCGCUUCUCCAUCCAAGGCCACGUCUGAGACCGGCAGUGACUCUAAGGAUAAGUCUGCUGCGGCAAAUCAGAAAUUGUCGCGAGAGCAGCGUGAAGAAGCGUACAAGCAAGCCCGAGAGAGGAUAUUCGGCAAUUCUGAGAAGACUGGCGAAUCUACGCCUGAUAACGAAAUUGAGAAUGGCGUUUCACGUGCCAGCUCCGUUUCGGCGAGGGAAAAGCCUGGUGUCAGCAAACGGGGCAAGACUGGGAAGCAGAGACGGGAUGAUUCAGACAGUUUCGACUCGAGGCACAACUACACGCCAUACUGGGGCCCGCAGCAACAGACUUGGGUGCCUCAACCUCAGUAUGUUCCUGUGUCAAACCAGUACGGUGCGCCGGUGCAGCAACCGUAUCCCAACCAAAUCCCCGCAGCCCCUUACAACACCACACCCACGCAAACAUUUGCUCCCAUGAUGCCUAACGCGGGCUACAAUGCGGGUUAUCCUAACAUGACACCGUAUCCGCCUCCGGCAAACCAGGCCCAGUUCCAAGCUCCUCCGAAUGCAAGGAGCUAUGGUGGUUCUGGCCCUACUCCUCCACAGCAAGGUUGGCAACCACAACCAGGGUUCGGACCGGCGCCGGUGCCGAUGACUCCACCUUCAACGGCUAACGCCACGGCUUAUACGCCUCGGGGCAUGUCGGCGCCGCCCAGUCAAAGCACUGUUCCGUACAUGUAUGGGCAGUUGCCGGCCAACAUCAACCCGAACGACCCAAAGAGCCAGCAUCCCAUCCCCGGCAGCUACAAUCGCCACGCCUUCAAUCCCAAGACGCAGUCAUUCGUCCCUGGGGGUGGCAUGUCUCCGAUGCAGCCACCACAGCCGCCAUUCAGUGCUCCUGGAUCUCACCACGGUAGCCCCCAGAUCGGCUCACCACAUCUGGCAUACGCCGGUUAUCAGCAGCAAGGACCACCAGCACCUUACGGCUAUGCCAUGGCGAGGCAAGGAUCGAACAACUCGAUUCCUUCGUACCACCCGCCUCCGCCCCAGCACCCUCAUCACUUGAACCCUAUGCCUCAAGCACCGGUUCACCAUAUUCCUCAACAUCCUCCGCAACACAUCCCACAAAACCCCUCCCCUCAUAUUCCCAACAAACCCGCCAUCCCUCAGGGUCCGGCUGGACAGACGUUCAGCCACCUGCCCCACUACGGCAACCCUGCUACUUUGCCGCAAAAGCCAAACAUGGGUAUUUAGGUACGCGCUUGAUGUUGUUGGACGGUCCAUGGCAGAAUGAACGGCGUACAGGGGUUUUCAAGGUACAGCAUACUGGCGUUCACACAGGAGGGAUAGGAUGGCAUCAGAUCAUGUAGGCUAUUGCAUGCUAGAACACUUACGCACCUUAAUUAUCACUCA